Molecule: messenger RNA, 1809 nt
Organism: Dothidotthia symphoricarpi CBS 119687
Lineage: Eukaryota; Fungi; Ascomycota; Dothideomycetes; Pleosporales; Dothidotthiaceae
Exons: 2
Coding region: 279-1373 (364 amino acids)
Source: RefSeq, a predicted model, not a curated record
CUCCACUCUCCAAUACACAACAACUAAUUCACUCUAGAUAUUCUACUGCGUCUACCAUGAUGCUCUCAGUCCUAGGUAUCAGUCAUGGACAAAACCUAGUCAUCGAAUGAAGCUGCAGUAUAUCAUUCUUUGUUCUGUUACAUACAUCGCGAGCCCUACUCUUGUCCGUUCACUUCAAAGCUGUCCUUUUGAAGUAUCAUCUGUGCUGGGUUAAUUUCAAAUUAUCACAUGUAUUCCUUCGAAUAUACAAAUCACUUGUUCUGCUGCUUUAAUAAGAUAUGCGACCGGCGAACCAUGAGUAUCAUCAUCAGUGGCGUUUAUCAUGCCUGCAGGUGGCUGCCCCUCAUGCAUUUGGCUGCCUCUCAGCCUUCUCGCGCUUCUCACCUCUUACAAACCCUCUUACUUUCCUCUCGAUUGUUUUGUUCGUCGACUUGCAGUGCUUGCAUCUCGUCAUGUCGAGUCAAAUCUUCAUCACUACUAUCGUUGUGACUGAGUUGAACAUUACAGGAUUAGCUCCACUUUCUACUAUCUUUACCCCACCAGCAGACUGUUCGACCAGAUGGCUUCGUCCGAAUGACCGCGACUCCACAGUAUACAGUGGUGUAGCUCUAGGCUCCGACGUUAGUACUCAUGCGACCUACUAUCCCCAGUGCUACCCCUAUAGGGCUUUGCCCACCUACAGUCCCGGCAUAUGUCCCGAUGGCCAAACGAUUGCCGCAAUCGAGGAAACGCGCUUGGGUGUUUCUGGGUCUGGUGAUGUUCGAAGACUUUGGAAGGCAGCAUGUUGCAACAGUGAUAAUACCAUCAAUGUCAGCUUUGACACUUGGAAGUGCACGAGCAAGUUCAAGACACCAUUUACCGCCAUCGUGGCUUUCACCACAACAGAUGCCUCGGGGCGUGUCGCACAUCUAUUCGACAUCACUACCACCCGACCUACAACGACUACCAGGACAAGCGGUGACUCCAACCAGCUCGUUGGAACAAGUGUAACCAUGACGAUUAAAAAUACGGCUGUACUCUCGGCCGGUACAGCGCAAGCGACACCAAUCUACGUGCUCUGGGAGCUAGACGAUCUUUCCGCAUUUCCCCCAGCCUACGCAACAUCUCUGGCGUCUCAAAUUGGCGUUUCAUUCGGUGGUGUAGUGUCUAUCACUUCAUCUUCAUCAUCCGCCUCUUCUCUUACUUCCAGCUCCCUCUUCUUCCUCCGCAUCCCCAGCGUCUACAAACCCACCAUCAGACCCCGGCUUAAGCACUGGCGCGAAAGCGGGAAUAGGCAUAGGCGUCACGAUUGGAGUCGUCCUACUCGGUAUGGCCAUCAUUAUCUGUCUACUUCGGAGAAGGAAGCAACGAAAGGGUCAUACAAGUGUACCUGAGAUGGAAGGGAAUACCAAUGCGGGGCACAAGAGCUUUCUUGGUGGCAAAUGGAGGGCAGAAGCAGAGGCAACCCCGAAGCCAACGGAGAUGGACUCUCGAAGUGUCAAUGUUAUACCUGGGCCUCCUGUCGAGAUAGACGGGACACGUUGAUUGCGGUGUAGAAAGGAACGAGAGCCUACCUGGCCUGGAACGUCGAUACACGAUAUAUGGGUUUUUUGACCGACGAAACAUCAGUCCCCUGAAAUGACGUGAUGCUACCUCGUAUGCUUUUAUGAUCCUCAGGGCCUGGCAAUCGUUCGUCUUUUCGAAACAUGGUUUAUGAGCUUUCUCUCGAAUAUAUUACCUCAUCUAUCAUUACUCGAGCCAAGUUGAUGGUCAUAGGCAAACCGACAAGAUAGUGUUGAUGCUAAAUGGUGAUGUGCAGUGAGAUCAUAG